AUGAAAAUGAAUACGAUAACAAGUGAAUUGAGUAUGCACGAUUUAAAUGUGAGGUUUUUUGAGAUAAUGCAAAAUGAAAAUAAUGCGGAAGCUGCAGCAAAUUAUAUCUUCGAUGCUGUAUGCGACGAUGUGACCCUAGGAUUUGCUUUUGAGUUCCACCAUGGGCUGAAGACUGGUUUGACUGAAUUGAUGGAAGGUGAGAAGGAAGAAGAGGAGCCUUACAAAAUAGUGAGCACACCAGAAUGUGAUGUCUUUGGUUUCUCAAUGAUGAAGAAAACACCUGACUCAAACUGUUCCUGUCCAAACUGUGAGAGACCUGUUUCAGCUACAAGAUUUGCUCCUCAUCUAGAAAAAUGCAUGGGUAUGGGCCGCAACAGUUCACGCAUAGCCUCCCGUCGUAUCGCCUCAAACAGCCGCGAGCCGACCUCUUACGCGGGACUACUGAGUGAUGACGAAGAUGACGUUGACUGGUCCGGAGGCUCCAUGCAGAAUGAGCGACGGAAACGCAGGAUUAAGAAUAACAACAAUAGGAAACCUAAUAAAGUGCAUAAGCACAACAACGGGACGCAGAACUCGGACUCGAACGACGGCGCCACAUACGAAACGAUGAGUGCCAACGAGAAGAAGAAUCUGCUGCAGCAAAUCUGCGGCGUCGUUUCCGAGCACACUAAGAAAUUAUGCACUAGAUCUACACGCUGCCCGCAACACACAGAAGAACAACGGCGCGCUCUCCGCAACAGUGUUCUAGAACCUUCCACCCCAGAGUCUCAGACUAUGGGUCUCACCGCUGAGGAGGCUGGCUCCCCUCCCGACUCCAGCCCUUCAUCCUCCUGCUCCUCAUCCAGCCGCAAAAGGGACCGCCAUCGCGCCCAACCAAAAACCAAAAGCAAGAGAGAAAGGAAUAUAUCACCUAACACAAGGGACUAA
Messenger RNA from Spodoptera littoralis (African cotton leafworm), 927 nucleotides. Lineage: Eukaryota; Metazoa; Arthropoda; Insecta; Lepidoptera; Noctuidae. The record is from the annotation of a GenBank genome assembly.